Plasmodium fragile is the source of this 1857-nucleotide messenger RNA. RefSeq lists its product as uncharacterized. The coding region runs from base 1 to 1857 and encodes 618 amino acids. The transcript is spliced from 7 exons. Gene Ontology annotation, biological process: protein localization to membrane. Lineage: Eukaryota; Apicomplexa; Aconoidasida; Haemosporida; Plasmodiidae. The record is from RefSeq and is a predicted model, not a curated record. Gene Ontology annotation, cellular component: membrane.
AUGAUUUACAAGAUUUUUUUUUUCGCCCUCGCGGUGGUCUUCCUCCACUGCGUCCAACAUGUGGCGUCCUACCUACCCGGAAUGAACCCAACGGUUUACAAGAAGAGCGACAAGGUGGUCAUCAGCGUGAAGAAUCUCUCCAGCCGGCGAGCGGUGACGAGCCUGGACUACUUCACCUUCCCACUGUGCUCCUCCGACAACGCAAGCAUAUCGAGUGAAGAGGCGCCAAACAUUUUCAAAAUACUCUCCGGGGACACCCUCCACACCACCUCCAUACAUACCACCUUCCUCAACGACGCCACCUGUGUUUUCUAUUGUAGAAUCUACAUUGACGAUAGCGCUUAUGCGAAGUACAAGCACCUCAUUCUGUACAACUACAAUAUGAUUUACUCGGUAGACAAUGUGGAAAUAUUUCGCGAGGACCCUCGAAGGAAGGGCUUUUACUACUCGGGCAUCCCCGUCGGCUACAUCCAGGACAAGAACUACCUGCUUUACACCUACUUCCAAAUCAGCAUCCUGUACAACAAUAAUGGGGGCCAGUCUGACCAGAACUACAUCGUGGGGUUCGAGGUGGAGCCCAAGAGCGUGGACUUCGAGCAGAACGACCGGUGCGAACAGAACUCUGCACCCAUGACGAUGGAAAAAAACAAAUACGUGACAUUCAAAUAUGACAUCAAGUACGUGCAAAGUGAAAACUCAUUUCAACACAGAUCCGAACACUACUACAGAAACCUCAAUGACCAAAGUAUGAUCCACUGGUUUUCAAUUAUAAAUAGCAUUAUCCUGUUCAUCCUGUUGUGGUUCCUCAUAAGUUCGAUUCUAAUUAAAGCAUUACACAAGGACAUUAACAAGUACAACAGACUAAGUACAAAUAUAUUUGAAACUGACGACAUGGAUGACCGUGGGUGGAAGUUAGUCCAUGGAGAUGUGUUCAGAAAACCUAUUAACUCUACCUUCUUUUCAGCUUUUGUCGGGGUGGGAAUACAAAUAAUAUUCAUGCUACUUGUUUGUGCUUUGAUUCUACUCAUUGGUGUGUAUAAAUACAAGCACAGGUAUCGGUACAUACAAAUAAUGUUUUUCAUUUGGACCUUCAUUAGUAGCAUUUCAGGAUAUUCCUCAUCACGUUUAUAUAAAUUAUUCAAAAGUAAACAUGUAAAAUUAACCAUCUUCAGGACCUCUUUAAUUUACCCUGUUAUUGUAUUUAUUUUUUUUUUCCUCAUUAAUCUUGUCCUACAUUAUGAACACUCCAACACAGCCAUCUCUUUCUCUUCUUUAACAUUCGUUUGCUUCCUGUGGUUCGGCAUUUCCAUACCACUCAUUUGUUUGGGGUCCUACAUUGGAAAUAAGAAGAGCCCCAUAGAGCUACCUGUGCGUGUCAAUAAUAUCCCGAGACACAUCCCGAGGCAGCCCCUCCUCAACUCCUUCUUCGUCUCCUCCUUCCUCGUGGGCCUCAUCCUCUUCGCGACCAUGUACACGGAGCUGUUCUUCCUCUUCACGUCCCUCUGGAAAAGCAACAUGUACUACCUCUUUGGUUUCCUCUUUUUGGUGAUUUUCCUGCUCGGGUUGCUGAGCGCGCAGCUGUCCAUCGCCCUGACGUACUACUCCCUCUCCUGCGAGGACUACAACUGGUGGUGGAAAUCGUUCGUGGCCCCAGGAUCAUCAGGACUGUUCUUAUUCCUUUACUCGGUCUAUUACUUCUUCUUCAAGCUAAGCAUCUCUAGCUUUGCGGAAACUUUUAUUUACUUUGCCUACUCCUUUAUCAUGUCCUACACGUGCUUCAUUUACACGGGCACUGCGGGCUUCCUGGCCUCCUUCGUGUUCCUCAGGAAAAUAUACUCCUCGAUUAAGGUCGACUGA